Gigantopelta aegis is the source of this 4777-nucleotide messenger RNA. Its product is annotated as NAD-dependent protein deacetylase sirtuin-2-like. NCBI's taxonomy places the organism in Eukaryota, Metazoa, Mollusca, Gastropoda, Neomphalida, Peltospiridae. The record is from RefSeq and is a predicted model, not a curated record. The transcript is spliced from 15 exons. The coding region runs from base 243 to 1364 and encodes 373 amino acids. Gene Ontology annotation, molecular function: histone deacetylase activity, NAD-dependent; NAD+ binding.
AUCCGAAUGUCGAUUUGUGUCAACUUCCGUUAAGAAAUAACUGUUACGUUUAGGAACAAGUUGUCUUGUAUUGAAUGAGACGUGUAAGAGACCCGAGAGAAAGUGUUGGUGGGAUCAGAAAUAAUCGCUUGUGCAACAGUGAACUGUUUGUUUUCAAUUUCCUUCGCUGACAUUGUAAGUCGUGACUGAUUCAGUCAGAUACGGUACACAUCAAAAUUUGUCAAACAUAAUCACUAGUCACCAUGGCUGAUGGAGCACAAGAUUCCAAAGAACAGUUGUCUGAUGCAUCAGGGAGCAAAACGGGUGAUGGCGAUAAGAAAGAGACUAGCUGGCUUCAAAACUUUAUGGUCAGUGCUCUUCAUAUUUCUGCCACCCCUCCAGAAAAGUUAUUGCCAGAGGUCACAAUAGAAGGAGUGGCAAAGUAUAUUUUGAGUGAUAAGUGUAACAAUGUGGUGACUAUAGCCGGGGCAGGAAUCUCAACAUCUGCUGGCAUCCCAGAUUUCCGUAGCCCAGAAAGUGGUUUAUAUCACAACCUACAGAAAUACAAUCUGCCUGAUCCACAAGCUAUAUUUGCGAUAGAUUACUUUAAGGAAAAUCCAGAACCGUUCUUUAUGCUGGCAAAAGAACUUUUUCCUGGACACUUUAAGCCAACACCAUGUCACUACUUCAUCAAAAUGCUUCAUGAUAAAGGCAAACUUCUUAGACAUUACACACAGAAUAUUGACACACUGGAAAGAGUGAGUGGUCUGGAUGGAGACAAACUUGUCGAAGCACACGGCACGUUUCACACGUCACACUGUCUGAUCUGUGGAAAGGAGUUUACACAAGACUGGAUUAAAGACAAAAUAUUCACCGAUACAGUCCCAAAAUGUGACCAACCAGAUUGUGAUGGUGUUGUUAAACCAGAUAUUGUCUUCUUUGGUGAGAAACUUCCGGAUAGAUUUGCUGAGUGUGUGACAGAUGAUAUGAACAAGUGUGAUAUGCUGAUAGUGAUGGGGACAUCUUUAGUUGUACAGCCAUUUGCUUCCCUGACAGCAAGAGUUCCUGUUACAACACCAAGACUGUAUAUUAAUUUGGAGAAAGGAAUGACUGGAAUGGACCCGUUUGCUGCCCUGUUCUUUGGAGGAGGUGGUUUUGACUUUGAUGGAGAAAACAACUACAGAGAUGUGUUCAAGGAAUCUACCUGUGAUGAUGGCUGCUAUGCACUGGCUGGUUUGCUGGGAUGGGGUCCUGAACUGAAGAAACUCGUAGCCACAGAGCAUGCCAAGAUUGAUAAGGAAAUUACUAAAGAAGCAUCUAAAGCAACGGCAAAGAAAACACCUUUAAAAAUGCAAAGCAAAACAUCCAAGAAGAAAAGUCCCUAACAUGUAUUCCAUAUUUGGUGUUUAAACCAAAUGCACAUACCCCAAACCUCUGGUUUGGUGUUAAUUGUUUUUAAUAUAUUUUAUGUUGUCCAAUAUAUAUUUUUUAAUGAAUUUCAAGAUGAAUUGGACAUGUGAUUGAUGUUUUUUUACAGUUUUUAUUAUCUUUAAUCAUCUUGAUAUAUCUAUAUAUCUAUAUAUACACAUACAUACAUACAUACAUACAUUCAGUUGAAUCACAUUGGGUUGAACCCUUUUGGUGCUGGAGAAACCAUUAGGUCAAAACUUAUAUAUUAUGUGUAUAAUGUAUGUAAAUAUGUUAAGACUUUACAAUGAAUGAGUGAACAAAGGAUGAAUGUUUUAAGAAACACCAACCACUAAUUUAACAUCAGCAAUUGAAUAUCGAAGGUAAAUAAAUGACAGAUUCACAUCAGUAUUGGCAAAAUUUCAAGUUCAAGCUAAAUGCUAAAACAGAGUAAUGAGCUAUGGAAAAUACUGAUAUCACGCACUUGUAAUCAUGAUUAUAUUUCUAAAACUUGUCUUUAAGUCCAGUGUAUCAUAAAACUAAUUCUGGGUAGAAUCUGAAUGAUGGUACCACGUUUUUGUUAGCAGCUAUACAUUUCAGAUUAUUGCACUCCACCAAGGUAUGAUGUGUUUUAAAUACUCUUUAAAAGAAUGUAUUAAUGGAAACAAAUGCUUUGUGUUAUGUGGUUUAUCUGAAAAACUACGGUGGCCCAUUUUGAGCUUAUAUUGUUUUUCCAUGUUUCAACCAGUGUCCCACAACUGGUUACAAAAGGCUGAGGUAUAUGCUGUCCUGUUUGGGAAAGUGCAUAUAAAAGAUCCCUUGCUGCUAAUGGAGAAAUGUAGCAGAUUUCUUCAUAUACUAUGUUAGAAUUACAAAAUGUUUGACAUUCGAUAGCUGAUGAUUAAUUAAUCAAUUUACACUAGUGGUAUUGAUACACAGAACAAACUUUUACUUCAAUUGAAAAACUAACAACAGUACUAUAUUUUUGACUGGCCUAUAUUCAUUCUAGUUAAUCAACUGGUAGAAAGAUGCCAGAAAGCUAUGUUACAAAAACAGUCUAGCACAUGUCUCUAGAUGGUAAUGAGCCCUUUUCAUUGGUUCAUUGGUCUCAUUGGUCAGGAGUUAGACUGCUGCAGGCUGACCAACUUUCCGGAAUUUUUCGAAAAAUCUGGAAUUUUCAUCACAUACUUGGAAUUCCGGAAUUGUUUUCAAAUUUACCAAAAAAAAUUUUUUAAGCAACUAAUUCAUAUUACAUUCUAUAUUCUUAGAAUUAAAUACCUUUGUCACUCAUUUCAACCCAAGUUCAGUUUUAUCUAGUUUUGUGCCAUUACCAAGGCCGCAGGCAUGUGUCUAUUGUCAACAGCCGACCAAUGAAAAUGUAGAGUAAACUGAAGCCAUAUAUGAAAAUUUUCUUUCUUAUUUUUGCACUUGAAUAGUUUAUAUAUUCAUUUUAAAGAUAUUUUAAAUAUCAUAGACUUAUGUUCCUAUGGGGCACGCAUCAGUUCUAUGGCGAUGUAUGCAAUUUUUCCACCGUGGAUGAAAGCAUAACAGAAGAAUGCUACGAUCACACCAAAAAACCCAACCAACAAUUAUCUUCUUUCCAUGCAAAAUUUGACUAAAUAAUAUUUGGCCAGCACUAAUCUAUUAUAUGAUGCAUCCAUGACAUUAAUAUACCUACCGAUAUUAUUUUAUUCAAGUAAGUUAAAUAACAACACAAUUUUGUGUACACUGGUGCCCCAAAAGUGUAACUGUAAUAGUAAUGUAAGCAUAAUGCAAAACGGCAGCCAGUCUUAAUGUGGGUAGCAGACAUUUCCUCCCCGACCAGUUCGCCACAAAUCAGUUCGACCCCACUACAUGCAUAUCAUGAAAUAGUGCAUAUGUGCCAAUGUACCUACCUGUACAUAAAGAUAACAUUUGUCCCAAGUUUGUUUGUCACUUUAUUGCUAAUCUGUAGGUAGGAGUCUUAAACUGUAAUACAAUAUCUGCUAAUAAAGUGGGAUUUUUUGUGUGAACUUGUUGAUGAUUUUGGUGCAUGGUAUGUGCGUGUGUGUGUGUCUUUUUAUGAGGAAGUUGCAAUUCACAUAUAAAUAAUGAUAUACUCAUUUGUAUUGUCAUUUUGCAAAUAUAUCCAAACAUGACAUUUUUCACACUGUUUAAAAUAACUUUUAUGAAAAUGAUAUUUCCGCAUACUUUAAAUUAUUGUUUUGAAAAGGGUGUUUGCGCGCAUAAAAUGAAAAUAUCAGAAAAUUCCGGGAAAAUAUUUCCAUUUAGUUGGUCACCCUGCUGCCGUUGCUUCUUGUUGAUCAUGUCAUUCUAUAAGCCACGUAUGUGAUGGUGUGUAAGAUGUACCAUUGCAUGCAUAAUAUAUGAACUGAAAGGAGUGAUGUCACAGUAUAGAAAUAUAAUGCUAAAAUUAUAAGACUCAUAGAACUAGAAAAUAUUUCUAAAUUAUUGAUUGCCUUGUGUCUCAUGUUAGAAAACACAUCUUCAAAAGGAUGAAUGCCAGAACCAUUAUGCUUCCAAUAUUGUAAUUCAGUGUUACAACAACAUAUGCAAAUGUCACAACUUACUCAUGAUAUUCUAAUACAAGAAGAUUCCAACAGCUACUCCACAUAUCUAGUACAUACAUCCUAACAUUCUGGAACAACUUUCUUCCAGUUGUAAGAUAUUGCAAGAGUCCAGUUACUAUAAUGGAAUUAAAUGUGUGCAUAACUCAUUUUAAAAAUGUAAGUACAUUUUCUAAUGACGUCAUUAGCUUUCCGGGUGUUAUCGUCAAUUUGAUCCCAGAAAAAGAAUGUAAUUAACCAAUCACAAUACAGAACACACUCGCAGUCGGUUUACAUUUACUUUAACGAAUACAUUGCAUGUAACGAAUCUAAACGCGAAACUUUUAACACAAUAGUUAACACUGUCACCUUCACCAUCGGUUAAAGUAAUACCUGUAUCUUGCCCCUUUGUUUUCUUCAUAAAGGUGUGACAAAAAAUACUGUUUUUAGGCCAGGUGUAGCCCUGUUGUGUAUAUUCAGCUACCGGUAAUGUGGAUAAGAACAUUUAUGUGAAGAAGAGAUAUGAAUGUUGAUUUGUUUCAUUUUGAACUUUAAAAUUUGAGCAAGAAAAUUGUUAAUGAACACAGUGGUACAUAAUGAUUUAACGGUAGAGUUGCAAAAAAACUAUUCUAAUUCAAAAUGUGAAGUUUCUAGUACAGUAUUGUUAUAAUACUCUGUGUGUCUGCACAUUCAAUAUAGAUAGGACUAAUUUAUUCAACUGAAUCAUCUUAUGCAAACCAGAAAGCUUUGGUGCAUAUAUAACAUCUGUGGUUGUACUGUUGGUUAAUUAUUGCUUUCACCUGGAACUACAAUGACAUUAUUUUAAUUAAACACUGUGAAAUGUA